Molecule: messenger RNA, 7268 nt
Organism: Siniperca chuatsi (mandarin fish)
Lineage: Eukaryota; Metazoa; Chordata; Actinopteri; Centrarchiformes; Sinipercidae
Gene: kirrel3b
Product: kirre like nephrin family adhesion molecule 3b
Exons: 16
Coding region: 481-2901 (806 amino acids)
Biological process (GO): synapse assembly; cell-cell adhesion
Cellular component (GO): cell-cell junction
Molecular function (GO): cell adhesion molecule binding
Source: RefSeq, a predicted model, not a curated record
CAGCCUUACACUCAGCCACAGCCACCCAGACAGCCAGGCUGAGAGGCAGAGAGAGAGAGAGAGAGAGAGAGAGAGAGAGAGACAGAGAGACAGAGGGAGGGAGGAGUCUAGUUGUGGAGCUCUAUCCCCUGACUGUCUGCUACAUGAGUGGUAAAGCAAGAGAGAGAGAGCAUGAGCGAGAAAGAGAAGGAGGGGGGGCAAGUGAGGGCUGAAAAGACUGAGAAUGGAUGGGCAACUGGAAACCGUGCGAGCGAGAGAGAAGGAGUGAGCGUGUGUAUGCUCAGAGUCAGGCAGCGAAAACACAGAAAGUCUAUAAGCUCACAUCAACAACAGAGUGUGCGAGGCAGAGCUGACGGAGCAGAAGGAGAGAAGGACUGAAGACAGACUGCCAGCCAUCCACUGGUAAAAGGAGACACCACUAAGGGACUGUAGCAUCCGUCCCCCCCCAGCAGCACAGAGGAGCACUGUCUCAUCUCGUGCAUGUGUUUGUGCCUGCCAACUUCAAUUUCACACUCGCCCACUGUUUUUCGUAGGUUUUGCCCUCUCCACUCCCCAGUCAUGAUCCCCUGGGUCCUUCAGCUCCUGUGGAUCUCCGGACAUGGGGCAGAGGCCAUGUUUUCCCAGCAGCCAGAGGACCUGGUGGUGGUGGCAGGCCAUCCUGUGACGUUACAAUGCACUAUCCCUGGUUACCAAGGCGUUGUCCUGUGGAUCAAAGAUGGCCUAGCGCUGGGAGUUGGCAGAGACCUCUCUGGCUAUCCUCGUUACACAGUGAUUGGCGACCACGGUGCAGGACAGCACCAUUUGCGAAUCCAGCGUGUUGAGCUGAUGGAUGACGCUGUGUUUGAGUGCCAGGCGGUCCAGGCUGCCAUGAGGUCCCGUCCUGCCCGUCUCACUGUGCUGGUUCCACCAGAGGACCCAGUCAUCAGUGGAGGGCCGGUGGUGAGCCUAAGGGCUGGUGACCCACUCAAUCUGACUUGCCAUGCUGACAACGCCAAGCCAGCAGCCUCAAUCAUCUGGAGCCGCAACGGAGAGGUCCUUAAUGGGGCCAUGUACUCCAAGGUAAGCAUAGAGACCUUGCUCCGGGAUGGCAGAAGAGAAAGCACUGUGAGCACGCUCUACCUAUCGCCUUCCAACAUUGAGACAGGUCAGCAGAUCAUAUGUAAGGCCUCCAACAAGGCAGUCCCCGAUGGCAAGGAGACCAGUGUCACCAUUGACAUUCAGCAUCUCCCCCUUGUCAAUCUCUCAGUGGAACCUCAGCCUGUUCUGGAAGGCAACCUUGUAAAAUUCCACUGCUCUGCAAAGGCCAACCCUCCUGUCACACUCUACAGGUGGGCCAAAGGAGGAAGUAUAAUCAAGGAGGUCUCUGGAGACACAUAUGAGGUUAUUGUGGACCACUCCUUCUUUACAGAACCCGUUUCCUGCGAGGUUACCAACCCUCUUGGCAGCACCAACAUCAGCCGCAAUGUUGACGUCUACUUCGGUCCUCGCAUGGCUGCAGAGCCUCAGUCCUUGCAGGUGGACCUUGGAUCAGACGCUGUGUUCAACUGUGCCUGGACAGGAAAUCCCUCUCUUACCAUAGUGUGGAUGAAGAGGGGAUCUGGAGUGGUUCUUAGCAAUGAGAACCUCCUGACUCUGAAAUCUGUGAGACAGGAGGAUGCUGGGAAAUACGUUUGUCGUGCUGUGGUCCCACGUGUAGGAGCAGGGGAGAAGGAGGUUUCUCUCACUGUCAAUGGGCCACCGACUAUCUCCAGUACACAGACUCAGCAAGCUUUACAUGGAGAAAAAGGACAAAUCAAAUGUUUCAUUCGAAGUACACCUCCUCCAGACCGCAUUGCCUGGUCAUGGAAGGAAACUGUGUUGGAGUCUGGAACUUCCGGCCGCUACACUGUUGAAACCGUCACCACAGAAGAAGGAGUAAUCUCCACACUCACCAUGAGUAACAUUGUCCCGGCAGACUUCCAGACCAUCUACAACUGCACUGCGUGGAACAGCUUUGGCUCUGACACCGAGAUCAUACGCCUUAAGGAACAAGGUGGGAGCCAAGAAUCUCUCCCAGUGGCAGUGAUCAUCGGCAUUGCUGUGGGAGCUUUUGUGGCCCUCAUUGUACUAAUGGGCACUAUUGGAGCAUUUUGUUGCACCCGCUCGCAGAGAAAGGAAGCGCACCUGGUUAUGCCCUCACUGCCCGUCUCCAUCUGUGCUCACCAGAGAGAACUUGCAAGCAAAAUUAAGACAGAAAAUCUGAAAGGCGUCGUGUCGGCAAAAAAUGACAUCCGGGUGGAGAUUGUACACAAAGACCACAAUGCAGCACGAGAAAAUGAAGAACACACCUCCAUGAAACAACUGAUGGUGAGUGUUGAACGAGGAGAGUUCCAGCAGGAAUCUGUUCUGAAGCAGCUGGAGGUAUUACAAGAGGAAGAGAAGGAGUAUCAGCACAUUAAGGACCCUACAAAUGGUUACUACAGUGUCAAUACCUUUAAGGAGCACCACACGCCUACCAUGGCUGGGAAUCAGUCCACUGAGGUGAGGAACCCCACCAACACAGGUACCCUGGGCAAGCAGCGGGUACCGACAGGCAUGUCUUUCACCAACAUCUACUCCACUCUGGGAGCAGGUCCCAACCGUCUGUACGACUACAGCCAACGCUUCGUGCUGGGCAUGGGCAGCAGCUCCAUCGAGCUGUGCGAGCGGGAGUUCCAGCGCGGCUCACUCAGCGACUCCAGCUCUUUCAUUGACACGCAGUGUGACAGCAGCGUCAGCAGCUACAGUAAGCCGGACGGCUACGUGCAGUUCGACAAAGACAGCAAGGCAUCAGCCUCCUCCUCCUCCCACUAUUCCCAGUCCUCCUCGCAGAACUCAGACCUCACCCGGCCGCUCCAGAAGCGCAUGCAGACCCACGUCUGACCACCAGGGAGGGAAGGUGUUUGAACGGGGUGUAACAAGCAGCCAGGAUUGUAGAACUGUCACAGGAUCAGCACCCAGGAGCCCCUAAAGUAACAAUGUUACUGUUUCCUCUGGACACCUUGAGAUGCAGGGGCUGGUUGGCUUUAACACACUGUGGGACUUGUUCAGACUUCUCAAUGUCCCAAAAAGUGGAUCAAGAAGCCUUAUAUUUCCCUCAUGCUUAACCCAUCAACCGCCUCCUUUUUCAACCCAUAAUUAGAAUUGUGCCACAGAGAGGUUAUUUGCCAACACAGAGACAACACAAGUUGGUUUCUGCUGUGGGAUGGUUAGCAGAGGGCAGGAAUACCACAAAGGCUUUUUGUGACAAUCAGCUCCCUUGGCAAAGACCAAUUUUUUCCUUUUGAAGAUUGUCAUUCAUAAAAACUCAGCACGAACGGCACGAUAAUGAGUACGAGCCAAUGUCCUGCUGCUCUCUUGUAGUUUGAAGCACAAAUAUGAAUGUGCAUGUGGUUUUUAAAGCGUUAACUCUUACCCCCUUCAAGCACUGUAUGUUAAGCUUUCUUGUUGAAACUGGUCUCCUGUGUAGGUGAUAGAAAACUUUCUCCAUGUGCCCACAGACGUCGUGAACAUUUGAAACAACAGCUGUUUUUCCUCUCCGCAGCAGUAUCUGGGCCACAGAGCUGGGCUGAUAAAGAGGGGCUGAGAUCUAAUUUUAAAUCCCUGAGUCAUUAUUUUACUGUGGCACUCUGCGAUAAAGAAUAUCAGUGUACAUAUGUGACUGUAAUUUCUUUUUAACAUCUAAUUUCUGACUGUUUUUCGUCAUGGAGGACUCUAAAUGAAACAUGAGCGCCUCUUCUUGUCCAUAUCUACUUUGCCUUGAGGGUCUGUUUGAACUUUGUCAAUACAAACUUUGACUAAGCGAGCUAGACAUACACUAUCUGCUCUUCUGUUGAUGGAGAGUUGGAUCCUCCAUGGUGUUACCGCACCAAAUCCAGCUCUAUGGCAUGCAGCAGGAAAGCUCACAAACUGCAACAUGUGUUGUACUUGUGAGUUUCUCCUGCUAACGCCGCAGAUCAUCAGCCAUAUACUUGAGGGUGUCUGUUCAAUGAAAUGUAAACAUUAUAUUUUAGCUGAGCUUCUUACUGUGUGGUUAUCCCACUGCUAUUGUCAAUAUCAUUGUUGACACUGGGGCUUAGUGCAUUCUGACUGCAUACCUACCUGUGAUCGUGCUGGUCAUCAAGGGACAUGAAAAGCAAAUUUAGAAAAUGUGUUUUAUUUUGCUUCCUGCUGUUCAUUUUUGGCUACGUUGGAGCUGAUGUUGGCACACUGACUCUUUUCAAGUGCAUCGUUUUAUUUUGUCCUGUUCUGCACUGUAUGUGACAUAUAUGAAAUUGGAUUUAUUAUUUAAUCAAUGACACUGUACUUGUUUUAGUUCAGAGUAGAGACAGAGAGUAGUGAUUUAACUUGCAGCUACAAAAACACUCAUACUACGUACAAUUUCAAAGUGAGCCUGUUGUCAGAACUGUUGUAGUCAUGCAUUGUACAUGUUUUGUGGCAGAACACAAAGACUGGGAAGUUUUGCUUUUUUGCAGCACCAAACACAAGGAAUCCUAAUGCAGGUUUGUGCAUAGUGCAGAUACUGUAAAGCAACUGGGCAAAAAUAUUGAAUCUUUAGUCUAACCUGGAUGCUACUACGCACCACACUAUGUCCAGUUAAAUAAGAUAUAAACCCAACAAAGUUUGUGAUCAAAACUCAUUGUUGUCUCCUUAAAGCAGGCUUUAACUGAUAAGGGCAACCCUUUACAGUAAUCAUAGAUCCUUUCUGUAACAGCCGCAGUUGCGUUAUACAUUACAUCACAUUUGAUUUUAGUCAUCAAAAACCUCAUAUGUCUGUUGGCUUUCAAGGUCUGUUCCAGUCAUACUAUACUAUAGAAUCAUCUUUUUUGUUAUUUGAUCAGUUCGUUGAAGGGUAAAAAAGAAGUUCCAGGAAAAUAACAGCAGAUUACUGUAAAACAGUACUGAAAACAGUGGAACAGUGAAAACAGGUAGCAAUAUAUUUUAUCUAAUUAGGUAGUUUUUUUAGUAUCUUUCUUAGCACAGCAGUCAGUUGGGAUGAAGUGAUCCUGAAUCUGUGAAAUCUGCCUCUUAACCCAUGAAAAACCAAGCACGGCAUUUCCAACAAAAGCAAGUUGUUGUUGUAAGCACUUUACAUAUGAUUAUAUUCAAAGCAUUUGAAUGGGGUUUUCCACUUGAGUGGCUGUGGUUUGGGCUCUAAUUUUACAAAUGGAUUGGCGCCCAUUGUACAGCUCAAGACAAAAAGCUCUGUUUCAAAGCUGAUAAUCCAGCUUGGCACUUAGCAGACUGUAUAUAAAUCUCUAAUGCUGUCUUUCUCUGUAUAUAAUUUUUCCUGGCUUUUCUUUCUUUCUCAGUCAGAUUUCACUAUAUUAGAGCUCAACAAAUCCAUGUGGCAUCAAAACUGUAAGACAGACAAUCAUUUUCUCUUUGUUUCCAUUCCAAAAAUUUCAUCAGCCUUACUUGUUUCUCACAAAUUACAUGAAAGUCUUGUGUGAGCAGUUUCUCUUCCCCCAGAUCUUACGGGGGAAACUCACACUCUGUAUACCGAGCACACAGGAGGCCAUAGGAUGAGAAGCUGAGCUUAGCUGGGACAGCUUUGAAGUGAGAUGCAGUAAGAGGUUAUUAUACCUUCAGCCCUUCUGAGAGAUGUCCAGAUGCCCAGCAAUAUAUUGCAUUUGGCACCAUGAUGACUGUCAAGUAUGCUUGUGCCAUUUUUUAUUUAUUUUUCUCAACAUUUAUGAGUACAGGAUGAAAUUCUUACCUGGAUAUUGGCAGUUACAGUGUGAUCUAGUUUGAAUGCAUAGGACAAGAUACAGUUUUCAUUUAUAUCAUUAUUUGUAUAAAUUAUGCAUAAUUUUACAUCCACAGCUUCAGAAUUCAAACAUGUUCACCAUUCAAAUCAUAAUGCAAACAUUCAGCAUGUCUCUCUCUAAAAACAAAACAAAUUUGCUUUCCUGUCCAAAGGGUCCAGUUUUACUUAUCUGAUGCAGCUCCCGCACUGAUCCAAACAUAAUGCAUUUUCCCAGUCCAGAGAAUCUGCACACUGCACAGCAAACAGAUAAAUAUUUGAUAGGCCAGCCUUCUGUCCCAUCCCCCCAUGGCAGCAGCUACAGUGGGCAUGAGAGUACCAAAGGAUGCGAGUGCCAUGUCAGUCUUUGGGAAUCAAAGCCCAUGUGGGGACAAAGUAUGCCCUGCUCACCUGCGGAUGCCUCUCCGGCUGGUGCUGGCGGCGCCUGUUUGCCUGGCUACAAGCACCGCACAGAUGCCAGGGCAUAACAGAUGAAUAAACAUAAAGACCCAGAACAAUUACAAGGGGUUGCUGCCCUUUCCCUAAUAAAACAAAGCAACCCUUUCAGAGCGGAGAUUGCAGGGUAGUCUGUUAUUCAGAGAUGCUACAGACUAGCCUGUAUUUCAAAGGUGAGAGACAGAGGUUAUGAGCGGAGUAAAGUGAGGAAUGGUUGGUAGGCAUUUUUAAUGUCCAAUUUGUUUACUGCACAAAACGUUUUGUUUGGUCUGAAUAAACGGGGAAAAUUUGGAUAAAGAAUUGCUGAACAUUAGUACUGCCAAUAUCUCACCUAUGCGUGCAAAGGGUGGUUUACAUGAGGCUAUUUGAAGUCUCCCUCAUUGUAUGAUAGGUGUUACUGUCCAUGAUGGAACACAUUAGAGAAGGUGCCAUUUGCAACAUUGAUCAGAAUAACCCUUUCUUUACUGUGUAAAUGCUUUCUAUCACUCUGUUUCUCUCUUUCUCUCUCACUUCUUUUCUUUUCUACCAAUCAAUACUUUGUCAGUACUUUAAUAACAUACAACUGUAAGGACAAAGGCCUGGACUAAAUAGUAUUUGCAAAUAAUCCUCAGAGUUUGCUUUAGCUUGCAGGGCAUGCCGGGAAUCAUUGUGGUUUGGUUUGCAGCAUACAGAGUACGAUAAGUCACAGAAAAUUGAAAGAUUCACAGAAAAGCAUUUGAAAGUCAAAUGAGUGCGCUUCUUUGUGAUUGGUUGAAUUGUUCUGUACACCAAAUAUUGCAAACCACUUUGCAAAUACUAUGUGACCCAGGUCUGAAAAAGUACUGACCUUAUUCAACUUAUUCAUUUCAAGAGUUUGUAUAAAUAGUGAACCAUAGUAAUGAAAAGACAACAUGUAAAUUCUACUGAGUAAACCACUAUUUUCAGGCAGUGGCCUCCUGUAUCUAAAAAAAAAAAAGAAAAAUGGUUGUAUUUUAACUGUACUGGUCUGUGAAUCUAUGAUGCAUUUGCUCUGUAUAUUUGGAGAAUAAAAAUGAUGUUUGAGUUUGUG